GUUAAACAGCUGUAAAUGCUAUUUCUUCUCGGUAAGGUUAGUGUAGGAAUAUAUGGAUUUGUGUUGACGGAGUUGUUUCCUUGAGAUUACGCAUUUAGUGUGAAAACACUUACUCUAGUAACCAAGAGACCGUUAGCCUGAUACAAUGUCCGGGUUCCCGAAUUGACGCCUUAUGGUCACAAAUCAGACGAAGUGUAACAACGAGGUAUCUUUAUUCAAGCCCUGACUAAUGAGACACACGUUUUGAUCAAGUUCUCCUUACGAAAGUUUUUGGAGCACUCAUCGACAAGUAAUGACUUUGCGGACAGGCAAAUCCAUGAGCUGCAGUCUCACAUGGGAAGACUGGAGUCAACAGAUCGCCAGUCAGUACACCUUUUGGAGAAUGAACUGCAGGCUAGAAUUGACCAGAUCUUCAAUCAUUUAGAACGUCUCGAAAUCCUGGCCAGCAAGGAACCACUGAACCGCCGCCAGAAUGCCAAAUUGCGGGUGGACCAGCUCAAAUACGAUGUUCAGCACCUGCAGACGGCCUUACGAAACUUCCAGCAUCGACGCUAUGCCAGAGAGGCCCAGGAAAGAGAAAGGGAGGAACUCAUGAGCCGUACCUUCACUACCAAUGACGCAGACACCUCUAUACCCAUAGACGAGACCCUACAGUUUAACUCAAGCCUGCACAAUGCACACAGAAACAUGGACGAUCUCCUGGGCAGCGGAAGUGGCAUCCUCACCGGCCUCAGAGAUCAAAGGGGGACACUCAAGGGGACCCAUAAGAAGAUGCUGGACGUGGCCAAUAUGUUGGGGUUGUCCAACACAGUGAUGAGACUGAUUGAGAGGCGUGCUACCCAGGAUAAGUUCAUCAUGAUCGGAGGCAUGCUGCUGACCUGCAUCGUCAUGUUUCUGGUCGUCAAGUACCUGGGCUGAAUACUCAACUGUUUACAAUGGCAACUUUCCAUCAGUCUUCUCAGACAUUUUUGCACCACAGCCCCCAUGAGAUGUGAAUGGUUAUAGAAUAAAUAAUUCUAGCGUGUUUUUGAACUAUUGGAAUAGAACAGAAAGACUUUUUAUUUUGAAAACUGUACCAUUAUCUCUCAUGUUCGAUCAUUCAGAAAAAAGUGCAUCUGCAAAUCUGUAAGAUUUGGUAAGUUAAAAUAUAAAUACAAUAUUUAAUUCCACUCCAAGCUGAAAGGUGGCAUCUGAUAACCACUGCCUCACAUCCAUUAUCCAGCUGUUCCUGGAAGCCAUCUGAUUGUGGAAAGCGGCAAUACGAAGGAAUAUUUCACUUGUUUACUACAUUCUCUGUUCUUCUAAAUUAGUGUUUGUUCGACAGUUACGGUUUUGAUCUCGUGCACGAGCAAUGUCCAUGUCAAUUGUUUAACUAUUUUCUGCCGUCAUUCCCACUAACCAAGAGAAAUGUCCCUCCAAAAAAGAUGCUAACUAUGACCUGAUCCUACAUCACAUUUCAUCACAUAAGAAGCUCUUAUUUAUGAAAGGUGAUAUUUAAUCAGAGAUGAAAAGUUGGUCAAUUGGGAUCUCGGAAUAACCAUGAAGUGUUUGCCAGUUUGCCAUGCAGUUUCAUAAAAAUGACUACCCCUGUAAGAUUCUCUGGGAUUUAUGCUUGGAUCUAGUCUCACUAUGUGAGUGUUUAGUCCUCUGAAUACAAAAAAGUGUUUGUGUUCACAAUAAAUGUAAUUUUUAUCUGGUGAUUGUGCUUGCUAUAGGCUCCAAUAACAAGGCUGAGGUCAAUCUUUGAUAUACUUCCUUU
Lampris incognitus (smalleye Pacific opah) is the source of this 1759-nucleotide messenger RNA. It is a transcript of the gene gosr2, whose product is annotated as golgi SNAP receptor complex member 2. The coding region runs from base 334 to 918 and encodes 194 amino acids. Gene Ontology annotation, molecular function: SNARE binding; SNAP receptor activity. Gene Ontology annotation, cellular component: endoplasmic reticulum membrane; Golgi apparatus; ER to Golgi transport vesicle membrane. NCBI's taxonomy places the organism in Eukaryota, Metazoa, Chordata, Actinopteri, Lampriformes, Lampridae. The record is from RefSeq and is a predicted model, not a curated record. Gene Ontology annotation, biological process: vesicle fusion; intra-Golgi vesicle-mediated transport. The transcript has 6 exons.